Molecule: messenger RNA, 1668 nt
Organism: Clonostachys byssicola
Lineage: Eukaryota; Fungi; Ascomycota; Sordariomycetes; Hypocreales; Bionectriaceae
Source: the annotation of a GenBank genome assembly
AUGUCUCAGACAACCACCACAAGGCCCAAUUUCCUCAUCAUUGUCGCCGAUGAUCUCGGAUACAGCGACAUUGGGCCCUUUGGCUCGGAAAUAGAGACUCCAGUCCUCGACAAACUUGCGAGCUCUGGUGUCAAGCUAACCAACUUCCACACUGCAUCAGCGUGCUCGCCGACCAGGUCUAUGCUCUUCUCUGGUACCGAUAAUCACAUAGCAGGUCUUGGCCAGAUGGCAGAGUUCAUGAAAGAUGACCGUUAUGAUGGUAAGCCGGGGUACGAGGGAUAUCUCAACUUCCGGGUGGCCGCCCUGUCGGAGGUGCUGCAGGACGCCGGAUACAGCACAUUCAUGUCCGGCAAGUGGCACCUGGGUUUAACGAAAGAGACCGCACCCUGCUCCCGAGGCUUCGACGAAGCGUAUACGUUCCUUUAUGGCUGCGGUAACCAUUUCAAUCACGAGCCUCAGCUGGAUGACCCUUCCGCGGACCAAUUCGGACCAAUGUCCAGUGGCAAUUUCUGGAUGGAGCACGGCCAGUUUCUCGACCGUCGACGUGAUAUUCCAAAGGAUUUUUACUCUAGUACGUCCUUUGCGGACAAGCUAGUCGAUUAUCUAGACAACCGAACGGACAAGGCGAAACCUUUCUUUGCAUAUCUGCCCUUUACCGCGCCGCAUUGGCCCCUUCAAGCGCCCAGACAAGUCAUGGAGAAGUACAAGGGGUUCUACGAUGAAGGACCCCACGUGCUAAGGGAGAAGCGCUUGAAACGCCUCGUAGAGCUGGGCAUCAUCCCAGGCAAUGUUGAGCCUGCAGACAUGACCGUCGGUGCAAAGCAUGAGUGGGAGCAAAUGAAUGCUGAAGCGCGCGCCACGUCGGCCAGGAAGAUGGAGGUGUACGCUGCCAUGGUUGAUGUCAUUGAUCAGAGUAUUGGACGGGUUGUAGAUCAUCUUGAACAGACUGGUGAGAUCGGCAACACCUUCAUCUUGUUCAUGUCGGACAACGGGGCUGAGGGAUCGAAACUAGAAGCCGUCCCUCUCAUGGGUGGGGAGACGACAAUGGGCAAAGUCAUCGACAAAUACUACGAUAACAGCUUUGACAAUAUUGGAAUGCGGGAUUCUUAUGUGUGGUAUGGCCCUGCCUGGGCUUGCGCCUCGAUGGCACCCUCGCGUGGCUUCAAGAGCUGGAUCACCGAGGGAGGUAUCCGAUGCCCUUGCGUCGUGCGCUUUCCCCCAGCCGUCGCCCCGUCCCUCUUACAAACGGACUCAUUCUGUACCGUCAUGGAUAUUAUGCCUACGAUAUUAGAUCUUGCUGGCAUCCCUUCACCUAGCAGUCCGUUUCGUGGUCGUGAGAUCGUCCCCAUGCGCGGCUCGUCCUGGGUUCCCCAUGUCAGCGGACGAUCUGCUUCGUUCCACGAUGAGGAAAAGGAAAUCACAGGCUGGGAGCUAUUUGGACUCCGUGCGAUUCGUGAGGGGCCGUGGAAGGCGAUUUACAUGACCGCCCCCCGAGGCAGUGAUCAGUGGGAGCUGUACAAUGUGGCUCGAGACCCUGGUGAAGUCCAUGACGUCUCCUUGGUAGAACCAGAGAUUUUGAAGAGACUGAUAGAGCUCUGGGAGAUAUACUAUGCAGAAACGGGCAUGUUUGACCCAGGGCAGGAUUUCAGAAUGGUAAAACAUAUAUAA